Molecule: messenger RNA, 4803 nt
Organism: Sander lucioperca (pikeperch)
Lineage: Eukaryota; Metazoa; Chordata; Actinopteri; Perciformes; Percidae
Gene: p2ry4
Product: pyrimidinergic receptor P2Y4
Exons: 3
Coding region: 408-1502 (364 amino acids)
Biological process (GO): transepithelial chloride transport; G protein-coupled receptor signaling pathway
Cellular component (GO): plasma membrane
Molecular function (GO): G protein-coupled purinergic nucleotide receptor activity; G protein-coupled UTP receptor activity
Source: RefSeq, a predicted model, not a curated record
UCAAGACUGUUUUUGGGAGGCAGUUUUGUCCACUCAGCAGCGUGACUUCCAAUUUCAGCCGUACACACAGUGUAUGUUAUGUAUGCUCUCCACGUAUCCUGCGCUCAGUGCUGACAGUCUCUGCACUCACCGCUGCCAUGGACUCCAACACGACUUCCACCGAAACAUAACUUUUAGUGCCGUGCGUAUCUAAUGUGCGCCGGCUGGACGAAGAAGACGACGACGUAGUGAGAGAGAGGAGCAGCUAUUGAUCUCGACUGAAAAGUUGAACGACUUCUCUGGAGCGACGGUAUCUAGACCAGCCUGACACCACCGCUGUUUUCCGGAUCCCGUUUGGGGUGAGUAGCCGCAGUGGCACGAUUCGGUCACCUGCUGGCUUAAAAGUGCUACUAAAAAUUGUCAUCACUAUGGAAACAGUCAUCAGCAGCCCCGGCACGCACAACCAGUCGACAGUUUUCACUUCAAUCUUCAACGCUAGCUGUCGCUUUGAUGAGGAGUUCAAAUACAUCCUGCUGCCUGUGUCCUACAGUCUGGUGUUUGUGGUCGGCUUCGUGCUCAAUGCAACAGCUUUGUGGUUGUUCCUUAAGAUGCGUCCAUGGAAGCCCAGUACCGUGUUCAUGUUCCAUCUCGCCCUGUCCGACUUCCUGUACGUCCUCUCCCUGCCCACCCUCAUCUACUACUACGCCAAUCGCAGUCACUGGCCUUUUGGAGUGGCCGUCUGCAAAAUGGUACGCUUCCUGUUCUAUGCCAACCUCUACUGCAGCAUCCUCUUACUCACCUGCAUCAGCGUGCACCGUUACCUGGGCAUCUGCCACCCACUCAAAACAAUGACCCUGGUGAAGUCCCGCCAUGCCCACCUGGUGUGCGCCAUGGUGUGGGCUGUGGUGAGUGUGUGCCUGGUGCCCAACCUCAUCUUUGUCACCACCUCCACGAGGGACAAUGACACCCUGUGCCAUGACACAACCAACCAGGAGGCCUUUGAGGAGUAUGUGGACUACAGCUCUGUCAUCAUGGUGCUCCUAUUUGGCAUCCCGUUCCUAGUCAUUGUGGUGUGUUACUGCUUGAUGGCGCGGGCCCUGUGCCGACCCAGACGGGGAAUUUCUGCCAGUCAGCAGGGCGCCGCCUCACGUCAGAAGUCCAUCAAGCUCAUCAUCGUGGUGUUGGUGGUGUUUGCUGUGAGCUUCGUCCCAUUUCACAUCACACGGACGCUCUACUACACCUCCCGCGUUUUAAAUCUUAACUGUGAAUUUCUCAACAUUGUCAACUUUACUUACAAGAUCACCCGUCCGCUGGCGAGCAUCAAUAGCUGCAUUGACCCAAUUCUGUACUUCCUUGCUGGGGAUCACUACAGAUCCAAAAUGAUGUCUUUUCUGACGGGAAAAAGACAGAUGACAAGCAGCCAAACACCUGAACAGGCACACAUACAGCCGAACAACAACCAUGGCAUCGCUCUGGUCUACAAAAACCCUGCCCUGAAAGCCAGUAAAAAUUCUGAGAGAUAGUGGGAAAUCUAUUGGAGAAAUAUUGGAAAAAGUAUUUCUGCUCCAGGCUUAGCUAACAUUUCUAAUGGCAGAAGCACCUGUUUAUAUUUCCUUUUUUGUUUGCACUGAGAGGUUUGGUAGAAACUAAAACCCCCAAAACUAAACACAUAAGACACACAGCAUAUAACAAACUAAAAUGUCAUAAAACAUCAAUGAAAUCACUGAAAAACUAUUUUAAAAAGUGGGUUUUUAAUGGAACAUUUAAAAAAAUGGGACAGAGUUUACAGCCCUGAUCUCCUCAGGCAGGUGUUCAUAAGCAAUAAGUCAGUUAGUGAAUUGUUGUCAUCAAUCGGUCACUCACUGAUCUAAAUAUUAAAGUUCAUUAUCUGAUCAAAGAUGACAGAUAGCCUGGCAAUUUUCAAAUUAGGCAGUUAUGAUGCAGUCCUCCCUGUUGUAUCAACAAUAUCUAUGUGUUACCCAGAAACCGCAGCUACUGCCAGCUCUUGAUCCCAGCUGUUUUUAUCCUUUAACUUUCACAGCUGUCUUUUGCUCAACUGUGGAGAAAAGCAGAGACAACUCAGGACAAGAACCACCCACGCCUCAUUAGAGGGAUAAGGGAUUUUCCUUUUCACCCUUUUACCUUUGGGAUUGAUACAUGGAAUUGAAAGCUCCUUUUUCUUACAGUAGUUUAGGCUGAACUCCUUGAUGGUUUUGCAACAUGUGAACACAGUUAGAGAGCAUUGGUCCCUCCACCCUUGUUUUUAAUGUUGACAUAUGAACCAAUACUUGUAGGAGCAGAUGUAUUCAUACAGCUCUGCAUCACACGGUGAUCUCUUGAUAUUCAGUAUGAGCACUAUCUUUGAAGAUGUUUCUGUAAUAACAGUUUGAUAUGUAUCAUAAAGUGGUACAUCAUGAGUAACUGGUGUUUACUGUAUGUCACGUAUCAUGAGCUGAUUAUGCAAUGACUGUUUCUUGUCUGGUCAGUGUGAACCUAUAAUAUCAUUAAGCACUAAUUUAUUCUUCUUCUUUCAAAUCUCCCUCAUGAAAAGAGCAAUGUCGAGUGAUCUAUGAAUUCAGAGGAAGCACAUAAAGUUUGAUAUUUGUGUACACCAUACAACUCAUGUGUUUAGCCAGACUGAAACUAACUCCAUUUUCUAUUACCUGAAUAGAUACAGUACAGUUGAUGUUUAGGAAGUGAAAGCAGAGUGUGUAAUCUUUCAUGUUAUCAUCUCCAUAGAUCAUUCAAUGGCAAGAGAACUAUGAAGGCUCUUUUUUGGAUAAGGGCGCUGGCUAAAAAAAACAAACACUAUGUUGAUGAUGACAGUGAACAAGAUAAAGAUUUCCUUCCUAAAGUCACUUUAAUGUUAAAAACCCUACAGUAUUUCCACACUGUGUGACAUCAUCUAAUGUGAUAUUAUAUUUGUUUAUUCCAGUGCAUAAUUGCAGUCCACACAACAUGAUUUACAAUGACCAACCCAUGAAAAGUUGAAGAGAUUAAACGUAAUGCCAUUGCAAAUACUAUGAAUAACUCAAGGCCAGAAUUCACCUAAACUACGUCAUUGUAACAAUUCAGUGUUUGAGAACAUGACCAACUGUUUUUCUCCCAUCUUUAGAAACCAAUAAAAUAAUAACAGGAGCGCAGUAGUACCCAGUAGCCUGAAGGCUAAUAACAAUAAUUACAGUGUAAAUGGCAAUACUGUUUAGAAAUAUUACUCCCAUGUUGUCUGUAAUUUACAAACAAUGGAUGAUCAGAAACAUAUAAGCAGUACGGUCAGUCAUUCUGAGUUGUUUUGCUUUUUCUUAAAACUUCAGUUCAUGACAGACUGCAUCGGAUAACUAUUUACAUGUUAACAUUUGCCAGCAGACCUACAAACAGUCCCUUUCACCAGCAUCUUCAUAUUCAUGUCCCCACCAACUAUUAGCAUGUAAACAGAUAAAUGAAGAUUCAAAGCUCUGCUAAUUUGACACAUUAUCGAAUUGGUAAUAAUGAAAAUUAAUCUGUAAUGAAGGUUUCGAACUGUUCUGUGCACUUUUCAACAGUUUACCUCAAUGUGAUGUAAGCGUAUGAGCGCCCCCCUGUGGUCUGAUGGUGACAGGAAGUUGCAACUUGCACUCAGUCAGGAGAGCUCAACUUGUCAGAUGGGUGUCUCUCCAGUAAGUCAGAAUAUUAAGCGGGAAAAUUACAAAAAUGUGGAAAGAAAUGCUGUAAAAGGGCUAUUUGGGUAUUUUGGCCCUCAGCGCUGUCUAACAGACAAAGAACGAGGCCAGAGGAAGGUAUACGCCACAGAAACACGGUAAGAUGGUCAGGAAACAUUCGACCUGCAAAACUGCUGAGAAAAUGCUGGUAGUCACGUGUUUCACAUUAAAACCUUAACCUGGAAACACAAAGCAUGGGCUCCAUUGACCUGGGUCUGGUUGCAAUUCUGGAAGCAAACUUUCAUGUUAAAACAUGUAUUUUGUGUCUGAUAUAGGCCUAUACAUAUCUGAUGCAGGUUCUGUGUACAAGUUCCACUUGUAGAGGUAGGUGUCAAUACAGUGCAGACAAGGGUUAAAAUGGAAGGCAAACCUAAUUAAAAUGACAGAAAGGCAGAUAAUUGUUUAAUAGGCCAUUGUAAAGUAUAUUUUGUUGGUUAUUUACAGUAUAACUUGUGUGUUUUGUUUGUUGCAUGCAUUGUGUAAAGAAGAUGUUGAAGGAUCAUUCUGGGGCAAAGUGCAUCCUUUCAGUUUGUAUUGUUGACCUGCUCCCUCUGCCCUUGAUGUGCUGAUGUCAGAAAAGUUGUCUGGUCUUGAAAUUCUCCUUUGUCCUCUAUGAAUAGAGCAUUUGGAUUACAUGUAAUAGAAUUGUGCUAAAUUACCUAAUUUAGGGAUUUUUCUGGUUUUCUGUUUGUGUUACGCUGAAUGAUAUGCCCCUCUCUGAGUUCAGAGAAAUCUCCCUCUGUUGGGUUCAUGAAACAGUUUAAUAACCAUAUAAACUGAAGAUGCAUGACCAUCAGCCUAAGCUGUUUUACAGUAACAGUAACAUUGUUAACAUUGGUGAGCUACUUUUCUUCCCACUUGACUGCUGCCUAUAUGUUAGGAAUGUGCCUCGAUUUAGACAUCUUUGUCUCAAUCAUGCUGUCGGCUUACUUUAAGUGUCUGGUUUCCCUUUAGAAGGCAGGUUUCAUUACAUUAAAUUAUAAUAAGGUCAUGCUGAUGAGAUAUGUUGGUGACUUGUCACCUCUAGGCCUAUAUGUGUCUGUCUAGAGUUGUGAACACAAUUGUGUGCGUUGUAUGGUCAGAUUAGACAUUGCUUUAUGAAUCUAAAGAAACUAAUUGUUCUCUU